Molecule: messenger RNA, 480 nt
Organism: Phacochoerus africanus (Common warthog)
Lineage: Eukaryota; Metazoa; Chordata; Mammalia; Artiodactyla; Suidae
Product: M-phase phosphoprotein 6-like
Exons: 1
Coding region: 1-480 (159 amino acids)
Biological process (GO): maturation of 5.8S rRNA
Source: RefSeq, a predicted model, not a curated record
AUGGCAGCCAACGGCAAGACCAAGUUGUCCAAAAAGCUGCUUCGCAUGAAGUUCAUGCACAGGCGACUGGAUUCAGAAACCAAGAAACAACUAGAAACAGAAGAAAAGAAAAUCAUUAACAAAGAGCACUGGUACUUGGAUUUGCCAGAGCUAAAAGAGAAAGAGAGUUUCAUAAUAGAAGAGCAGAGUUUCUUGAUAUGUGAAGAUCUUCUCUACGGAAGAAUGUCAUUCCAAGGAUUUAAUCCUGAAGUUGAGAAUUUAAUGCUUCAGAUGAAUGCUAAAAAUAAAGCAAAAGAAGUUGAAAAUGAAAAGAUGGAGCUCGAUGUGUCAGAUAAAGAAAUGACCAGAAGCUAUGAGACCUUGGUGGGGACAAUUGGGAGAAACUUUGCCAGAAAAAGAGAUCGUGCCAACUAUGAAGAAGAUGAAAAUGGAGACGUAAGACCAAUGAAAGCAAAGACGGUCUUAAAGCCCCAAGAUUAA